CAUAUAAUUUACUGGUAUUGGCCUUAACCUGGCGUGCUCGCCAUACUGUAUGUGGAAAUCUGGCAGUUUGCGUUGUUGUUGACGUUGGUAGAAAGAAGAAACUAGAAUUUGAAGAACGAAACCUGUUUAUUUCUUCGAGUUGCAGCAUCUUUUGUACUUGUGCCCGCUGAGGGCUUAAGUCCUCCAAGUGCUUAUGAUCGGGCCGUUGAAUGGUGGAGUCCUCGAUGUCUACGUCUUCUGGCCCGUUCUGGGGUUCUUGCCGUUGAGUAACAGCUGUAUCUUUCCGCAACCCAAAGCUACCGUUCCAUGUGUUUAACAAUAGUCUAAAAUCUACUUCUGCCACUGUAACGUACAGUGGGAUCCAUAACGGUCGAAUGCGUCCCAAAAUCCGAAAUUUCCCGAAUACGAUACAAUGGAAGCUUUUAUUGUGUUUGCGGAUUCUGUCGUCAGGCGGGCCACUAGGCUCUUGGAUACUGCAGAUGGGGAUCAGGACGGCAUUGAAGGAGCACUGGCGCAGAUUGAAUAUUAAACUGGUUACACACGGGACAUAUGCGGAAACUUACCUAACGAAGUCACGAGAGAUGCUCAGCACUGAGCAGUUGUUCGACGUUUUGCGAAACUGUUCAGAGGGCUUGCAUCAGCUACUGCGGGAAGAAGAAAAGGGGUCGGAUUAUUUCUAUGAAAUGAAUGGCGGCACUAAUAAAUACGGAAAAAUUUAUAUUCCGGAUAACGAACUCUGUGAAAUGCGAUGCAAAGGCUUCACAGUUAGGGAAAUUGCUCGGUUUUUUGUAAUCACGACACGUACGAUCGAGCGCAGGCUUUUUAAAUACAAUUUAAAUCAUAAGGUAAAUUUUAAUGCUAGCAGCUAUUUUAACGGUAGCGUCCUGUGGGAUCCCAUUGGACGUCAAAGAGCAAAAAGUGUGAAGCAUCCCCCAAUACUGACAAAUCGGCGGUAUCCACAAAAAUUUAAUACCCAACGCUUCCGCUGCAUAACAUACAGACAGUGUCAAUCAACACACUGUCAGAAAUACGAAUGUCCUUUCCUAGAAGCCGUGUGAGGAACGACGAACUGCCCCAUAGGCGACCUGGAGAUUUUCUCCACCUUGUGCCGCAGCGCUAAUUUUUCUAUAACAUAUUCAAACAUAAUUAGCACCAUAAAAGUGUGAAAAAUUCGGCGAAAUAAACACAUACUAAUCUACUAAAUAAAUAAUACUAAAUUACAUCGCAGAAUAACUUCAUAAAGCAAUGGCAAGAAAUAAAAUGCACUUCGAGUCUUUAUGUAACUCUCUUGAAUUGUCUCAAACAUCUGCUUAUUACAUAAAUGCUACAA
Messenger RNA from Paramacrobiotus metropolitanus, 1330 nucleotides. RefSeq lists its product as uncharacterized. The record is from RefSeq and is a predicted model, not a curated record. Bases 375 to 1058 code for a protein of 227 amino acids. NCBI's taxonomy places the organism in Eukaryota, Metazoa, Tardigrada, Eutardigrada, Parachela, Macrobiotidae. The transcript is spliced from 3 exons.